Molecule: messenger RNA, 1281 nt
Organism: Sparassis crispa
Lineage: Eukaryota; Fungi; Basidiomycota; Agaricomycetes; Polyporales; Sparassidaceae
Product: Probable 26S proteasome regulatory subunit
Exons: 11
Coding region: 1-1281 (426 amino acids)
Biological process (GO): ubiquitin-dependent protein catabolic process
Cellular component (GO): proteasome regulatory particle, lid subcomplex
Molecular function (GO): protein binding; structural molecule activity
Source: RefSeq, a predicted model, not a curated record
AUGCCGUCUAGAGCAGAGCUUUUAAAUGAGGCUGAGUCGCUGGCCCCCUCAAAUCCUGUACAAGCGGAAGCACUGUUCAAAGAGGUUCUACAAUCACCGGAUAAUCAAUUUGCUCAUGUAGAGGAACGUGAGCGAGAAAUCCGGCAUCAGGAGACGGCCCUUGUGAAGCUGGGAGAGCUCUACCGCGACCAGAAUAACGCGAAAGGUGUCGCAGCGGUCAUCACAUUAUCUCGUUCCUUCGUCUCCUCAGCUGCAAAAGCUAAAACCGCUAAGCUCAUCCGGACUCUUCUGGAUUGCUUCACUCCGAUCCCUAACAGUCAGCAGAUCCAGAUUGACGUACUCCUUGAAAACAUCCAGUGGGCAAAACGCGAAAAGCGGAUAUUCUUGAAACAUAGUCUGGAGACACGAUUGGUUGGCCUUCAGCUAGAAACAUCACAAUACAGACCCGCACUUGCCCUGAUUGACACGCUCUUGACGGAGCUCAAGCGGCUAGACGACAAAAUGAUCCUGACGGAAGUCCAUUUGCUGGAGAGCAGAGUCUACCGCGGUUUAGGAAACCUCGCAAAGGCCAAGGCCGCUCUCACAUCGGCGCGAACAGCAGCGAAUGCGAUCUACUGCCCGCCGCAUCUACAAGCCCGCCUGGAUCUACAGUCCGGCAUCCUUCACGCGGAAGACAAGGAUUAUACGACGGCAUACUCAUAUUUCUUCGAGACAUUCGAGAACAUGAGCACACAGGAUGACCCUGGUGCGCUCGGCGCGCUCAAAUACAUGCUGUUGUGCAAGGUCAUGCUGAACUUGCCAGAGGACGUAACAUCGCUGCUUUCUAUCAAGCUCGCGCUGAAGUAUGCGCAGCUGCGAGAUGUAGAGAGCAUGCGCGCGGUCGCACGGGCGCAUCAGAAGCGCAACCUCGCCGACUUCGAGAAGGCGCUUAAGGACUACCAGCAGGAACUCUCUUCGGAUCCGACAAUCCGCACACAUCUGUCGGCAUUGUAUGAUACUCUCCUUGAAGGCAACCUUCUCCGUAUUGUGGAACCAUACUCUGUCAUCGAGGUCGAGUAUGUCGCGCAGCAGGUCGGCCAGGGCCGACAGGCAGUAGAGACCAAGCUGUCCCAGAUGAUUCUGGACAAGGUCUUCCAUGGUGUGCUCGACCAGGGCCGCGGUUGUCUCAUCGUGUUCGACGAACCAGAAGCUGACAACUCGUAUGGUGCCGCGAUCGACACAUUGGAGCAAGUUGGCAAGGUGGUGGACUCGUUGUACGCGAAGACAGUCAAGAUUGCAUAG